This is a messenger RNA of Colossoma macropomum (tambaqui), 3364 nucleotides long. It is a transcript of the gene tcerg1b, whose product is annotated as transcription elongation regulator 1b (CA150). The record is from RefSeq and is a predicted model, not a curated record. The transcript is spliced from 20 exons. Lineage: Eukaryota; Metazoa; Chordata; Actinopteri; Characiformes; Serrasalmidae. Bases 61 to 3084 code for a protein of 1007 amino acids. Gene Ontology annotation, molecular function: transcription coregulator activity; RNA polymerase binding. Gene Ontology annotation, cellular component: nucleus.
AGAGGAAACUGUCAAAGAGGUUCUGCAGAGAGGGAUUCAGCUAGAUUUACUUUCGGAGUAAUGGCGGAGCACGUAGAUGGAGAAAGCACUGCAUCUAGCGACAACAGAAUGGCGCUGCAGCAAGUCUUACGUUUUCGUAGCCCUGCUCCUCCACCCACCACAGUGAUGCGAGGUCCUCCACCACUCCUACGGCCCCCACCACCUCCAUUUGCUAUGAUGAGGGGACCGCCACCACCCCCAAGACCUCCUUUUGGACGUCCACCUUUUGAUCCUAGUAUUCCACCUAUCCCACCACCUGGUGCCAUGCCCCCACCAAUUGGAUCUCCACAUUUGCAGAGGCCACCCUUCAUGCCACCUCCCAUAGCCAACAUGCCUCCCCCUCCUGGCAUGAUCUUCCCACCUGGAAUGCCCCCGGUGCCAGCAGCAGGGGCUCCUGGAAGCCUGACCACUGAGGAGAUAUGGGUGGAGAACACCACCCCUGAGGGAAAGGUCUACUACUAUAACGCCAGAACUCGUGAAUCAGCCUGGACCAAACCAGAAGGAGUAAAGAUUAUCCAGCAGUCUGAACUCAAUCCUAUGAUGAGUGCUCAGGCAGGCACUGCAGCAGCAUCUGCAGCCACAUCCACCAGCAGCACAGCCUCCACUGCAGCCAAUACAACAGCCACAGUGGCAUCUUCCCUGGGCUCCACCCAGCCUGACUCCCCCACUCACACCCUCAGUGCCAGCCCCAAACCCAGCACUAGUCCUGUCCCUACUGUGCCCCAGCCUGUGGCCUCUCCAGCAGUAUCAGAGAUGCCCCCAGUGGCAUCCACUCCUCCUGCAAACGUGGGCGUAGCUUCUGUUGCCGUGGUCAGUGUUCCGACAGUCACAGCUACAGUUACAGCUGUGCAGACAGUGCCAUUACUUCACCAGAGCCUCCCGCCAGGACUGCCUCAUGCUGUGGCCCAGCCACCUGCUGCAAUCCCAGCCUUCCCCCCAGUCAUGGUGCCUCCAUUCAGAGCGCCUCUACCUGGCAUGCACAUCCCCUUGCCAGGUAUGUUGCCAGGCAUGGCCCCUCCUUUAGUACCCAUGAUGCACCCACAACUGGCCAUCACAGCUGCCCCUGCCGCUUUGGCUGGCGCCCUCCCUCUCCCGGAAUGGUCUGAGUAUAAAACUGUGGAUGGCAAGACCUACUAUUAUAAUAGCCGCACUCAAGAAUCCAUCUGGGACAAACCUGCUGAGCUAAAGGAGAAAGAUAAGGAUGUGGACAAGGGAAAAGAUGCCCAGUCUGCCAGUGACUGUGAGGCUAUGGAAAUUGGUGAUGUGGAUCUUAAAGUUGAAGCAUCCAUUUUGGCCAAAGAGGCACCAAAGGAGGAAGAAAUGACCGAAGAGGAAAAAGCAGCCCAGAAGGCCAAACCAGUGGCAACCAACCCCAUUCCUGGGACACCCUGGUGUGUGGUAUGGACUGGGGAUGACCGUGUGUUCUUCUACAAUCCCACAACACGACAGUCCAUGUGGGAUCGGCCAGAUGAGUUGGUCGGACGGGCAGAUGUGGAUAAAUACAUCCAAGAACCUCCACACAAGAGGGGUCUAGAUGACGCCAAGAAAACAGUCAUAGGCAUUGGCAAAGAGGAGCUUGAAGCAGCCACAGAAGAAGUACCAGAAGAUGAGCCUUCUAAGGCUAAGAAGAGGAAAAAGGAGGAGGUGAAGGAAGCUGAUGCUGAAAAAGAGGCCGCCGUGGAGGCCGAGCUGAAGGCGGCUCGGGAUCGGGCUGUGGUACCCCUGGAGGCCCGCCUCAAUCAGUUCAAGGACAUGCUGCUGGAGAGAGGGGUUUCAGCCUUUUCCACAUGGGACAAAGAGUUGCACAAGAUCGUAUUUGAUCCAAGAUAUCUACUGCUCAACCCCAAAGAGAGGAAGCAGGUGUUUGAUCAGUAUGUGAAGACUCGUGCUGAAGAAGAGAGGAAAGAGAAGAAGAACAAACUCAUGCAGGCUAAAGACGACUUUAGGAGGAUGAUGGAAGAUGCCAAACUUAACCUUAGGACCACAUUCAGUGAGUUUGCCUCGAAGCAUGCAAGGGACCCUCGUUUCAAGGCCAUUGACAAGAUGAAGGACAGAGAGGCUAUGUUCACGGAGUUCAUGACUGCCCUCAGGAAGAAAGACAAAGAAGAUUCCAAAACCAAAGGAGAAAAGGUGAAGCAGGAUUUCUUCGAUUUGUUAUCGGACCACCAUGUGGACAUACAGCAGCGCUGGAGCAAAGUUAAAGACAAGUUGGAGACAGAUCAGCGCUACAAAGCUGUGGAGAGCUCUGCAGCUAGAGAGGAGCUCUACAGACAGUAUGUGGAAAAGCAGGCUAAAAAUGUCGAUGCAGAGAAAGAGAAGGAGCUGGAGCGGCAGGCACGUAUUGAGGCCAGUCUGCGGGAGAGAGAGCGCGAGGUGCAGAGAGCGCGAUCCGAGCAGACUAAGGAGAUCGACCGAGAGAGAGAGCAACACAAGCGUGAAGAGGCCAUCCAGAACUUCAAAGCUCUCAUGUCUGAUAUGGUGAGAUCGACAGAUGCCUCCUGGUCAGAUACAAGGCGCAAUCUACGGAAGGAUCAUCGCUGGGAGUCAGCUUCUCUGUUGGAACGACAUGAGAAAGAGAAAUUGUUCGAGGAGCAUGUCGAAGCACUCACCAAAAGGAAAAAAGAGCAGUUCAGGCAGUUGCUGGAUGAGACCACCAUGAUCACACUGACCACCACGUGGAAGGAGGUGAAGAAGAUCAUUAAAGAUGAUCCUCGCUGCAUAAAGUUCUCCAGCAGCGAUCGGAAAAGACAGCGGGAGUUUGAGGACUACAUAAAGGACAAAUACAUCACUGCCAAAGCUGACUUUAGAACUCUUUUAAAAGAGACAAAGUUCAUCACAUACAGAUCCCGAAAGCUGAUCCAGGAGUCAGACCAGCACUUGAAGGACAUUGAGAAGAUCCUACAGAAUGACAAACGAUACCUGGUCCUUGAAUGUGUCCCUGAAGAACGCAGAAAACUCACCAUGUUCUACAUUGAGGAUCUUGACCGUCGAGGACCCCCACCUCCCCCAACAGCAUCAGAACCUACCCGGCGCUCCACAAAGUGAGCUUCACCAGACCUCCUGUGGACUGAGCAUGAGUCUGCCCUGCAUUUAGCAGAGUAUAGUGUUAAUAAUGACCCUUGGUUACCCGGAACAUCUGUGUAUUUAUUCAAACCAUGUAAACCUACUGCCUGCUAGUUGAGAGGUUAUUGGCUAGAGCAAGGCCAUAUGUUAAUGCUGGUCUAUGAUCUUUGGCUGUAAGGCAGGGUCAGUUGAAUUCAAGUGAAUGCAUCUGUAGAUAUGUCAUGACUGGUACUGCGGGCCUCCUCUGUUUUGACCCAGAAUG